AUGCAGCACGAAUCCGCGUCGGCCAUGGCUGGCCAUGCCAGGCAACACUACCAGGAAACCGAGCAAGAGCACAUCUCUCGAUCACAAAGCGGAUUCCCGGACUUCGAGAAAGACAUGCCGUCGCUCGUAAAUCGCUUCAGCUUCUCGCUGAAGGACAAUCUUUCCUCAUACCUCGGUUCAAAGAACCCCUUUUACUCAAACGUCGACCCACAGAAGGACUACGUCUGGCUGCUCGACAACACAGCGUACCAGAACCGCAUCGGAAGAUGGAAAGCCGAGAUCGUGGCCGCCUACUUCGUCAAAAACAGUGGUAAGGACCUGUCUGAAGUAGUGGGCUACAUCGCAGACAAGAUCGGCAUGGCGAAAGAUGAGAAGGUGGAAGAGACUAUUGAGCAGAGGAUCCAGCCUCUGCUCGACUCCAUCCUCCCUGCGCAUGCUGUCACCAUUGAUCUGCAGGGCGUCGAUGUGCGACUUGGGCCCAGCGGGCGAGACGGCAUUAGCACCGACGAGAUUGCGAUUCCGGGGCAUGGGUACAAGGACGACCAAGUCAUUACCUCGCAGGCCGUCAAAGCUGACGCCACGACGAUGAGGACCCAUUUUGCAUCGCCAAAGGGAUGGGCCGUCCUCAGCGACAUUGAUGACACCAUCAAGAAGACGCUGACGGCCUCGCCAAUCGGCAUCCUCAAGACCACUUUCGCCGACGAACCGGAGCCCAUCAGAGGUAUGCCGGAGCUUUACAAGCACAUCGUCCAGAAGCUGGAUAGCCCGCCCUUCUUCUACCUGUCAGCCUCGCCGUACAACCUCUAUCCCUUCUUGCGCGAUUUCCGUGAGACCUACUACCCCUCCGGCACCAUGAUCCUGCGGGACGCAAGCUGGAUGAACCUCGCCGGCUUCCUUUCCAAUCUUACCCAAGGAACGGAAGCCUACAAAGUCGACCGCAUCGAGAAGGUACACACCUGGUUCCCCAAGCGCAAGUUCAUUUGCAUCGGCGACAGCACGCAAACGGAUCCGGAAUCAUACGGCGAGAUAUAUCGCAGGCAUCCUAAGUGGAUCGGAGCCAUCUUCAUCCGCAAAGUCACCGGCGUCGCAGAGAUGGACGAGAGCACGAAGAACGACCCCGAGCGAUUCAAGAAGGCGUUUGACGAUGUUCCGAGGAAUGUGUGGCAUGUCUUCGAGGAUCCAAACGAGCUUUACACCAAGGUGGACGCGCUGGUUCAGACGGCGACGUAG
Messenger RNA from Trematosphaeria pertusa, 1230 nucleotides. RefSeq names its product actin filament organization protein-like protein App1-like protein. The transcript has a single exon. Gene Ontology annotation, cellular component: actin cortical patch. NCBI's taxonomy places the organism in Eukaryota, Fungi, Ascomycota, Dothideomycetes, Pleosporales, Trematosphaeriaceae. The record is from RefSeq and is a predicted model, not a curated record. Gene Ontology annotation, molecular function: phosphatidate phosphatase activity. Bases 1 to 1230 code for a protein of 409 amino acids.